Pararge aegeria (speckled wood butterfly) is the source of this 400-nucleotide messenger RNA. It is a transcript of the gene RpL37A, whose product is annotated as 60S ribosomal protein L37a. The record is from RefSeq and is a predicted model, not a curated record. The transcript has 3 exons. Gene Ontology annotation, molecular function: structural constituent of ribosome. The coding region runs from base 91 to 363 and encodes 90 amino acids. NCBI's taxonomy places the organism in Eukaryota, Metazoa, Arthropoda, Insecta, Lepidoptera, Nymphalidae. Gene Ontology annotation, cellular component: ribosome. Gene Ontology annotation, biological process: translation.
GCGACAAUAUAGCUGGUUGUCACCUUGACAAUUGACACCUGACACUUCUUCUUUUUCUGUCAACUGCUGUGUUAGGCAGGUUAUUUCACAAUGGCAAAACGUACGAAAAAGGUCGGAAUUACUGGUAAAUAUGGCACACGUUACGGUGCCUCCCUCCGUAAAAUGGUCAAAAAGAUGGAAGUUACCCAACACGCCAAGUAUACAUGCUCCUUCUGUGGAAAGGAUGCCAUGAAGCGCAGCUGUGUUGGCAUCUGGUCUUGCAAGCGCUGUAAAAGGACAGUAGCUGGAGGUGCCUGGGUCUUCUCUACCACUGCUGCCUCUUCAUGCAGGUCAGCUGUCAGAAGGUUACGUGAAGUCAAGUAAACAUUUAGAUUAAGGCAAUAAACAAAAAACUCAUCAA